CGGAUCUGAAUUUGCCAGCCAUUUUUUGCUUUUUGCUCUGAUCGAUAGAAGCUAGAAGCUCUUUCCGGACCUUAUGAACUAGAUAAAACGUGUGAAAUGGUAUAGGGUUCCUGUAUGCUUCAAAACAAAAGUUGCUUGUUAUGGCUUCAUUUCGACGAACUCUAUCACCUGCUUCUCACGACCGUUCUUACCAAAACGGGGGUAAUUCGUUUGUGGUUCAUUCUCCAACUCAUAAGCUUCUCUCUGGUUCCAACUACUCUUCGAAUUCGCCAUCUUUUACUGUGUUGGGUGUUGGAUUCCGCCGAUUCCUGCCUGGGAUUUUCUUGCCGAGAUACUUGCGCAAGGGGUAUCCACCAAGGAAGCGAUUCUUGUUUCGGUUAUUGCUGUGUUUUGUUCUAGGUUUCGUGCUAGGGCUCACACCGUUUGGUGAUGUCGAUGACAUCAGACGACAUGACUUACCGUAUGAGAUCAAGCCACCCACUUUUAAUGUACAACAGGACCUUGAUGGUAUCGUUGGGCAGGAGAAUGUCGUAUUGGCGAAAGUGAACCUAGAUCUUGAGACCGAGCCUGAAAUAGAACCACCACCCGGUGUUAUCCCGCUGAAGCAGUUAAUAAUCGUAACUCCGACAUACAAUCGGCCUCUCCAAGCAUUCUAUCUCAAUCGCUUGGGUCAGGCAUUAAGACUUGUUCGGCCGCCUCUUCUGUGGAUUGUGGUGGAGAUGAACUCAGCUUCAAUGGAAACUGCAGAAAUUCUGAGGAACACUGGUGUCAUGUAUAGGCAUCUUGUGUGCUCCAAGAAUUUGACAAACAUAAAGGAUAGAGGUGUUCACCAACGAAACAGGGCUCUCGAGCACAUUGAACUCCAUCAUCUCGAUGGGAUUGUUUACUUCGCAGACGAUGAUAACAUCUAUUCUCUUGAACUGUUUGAAAGCACGAGAGCAAUCAGACGCUUUGGCACUUGGCCUGUUGCUAUGCUUUCUCAGAGCAAAAACAAGGCGAUACUGGAAGGUCCAGUAUGUAAUAGGAGUCAGGUAAUUGGAUGGCACACAAACGAGAAGAGUAAGAGACUCAGAAGGUUUCAUGUUGAUAUGUCUGGAUUUGCAUUCAACAGCACCAUCCUAUGGGAUCCCAGGAAAUGGCAUCGUCGAACUUCAGAACCUAUAAGGCAGCGAGACACAGUGAAGGAGGGAUUUCAAGAGACCACUUUUUUAGAGCAGGUGGUGGAAGAUGAGAGUCAAAUGGAAGCCAUACCUCUUGGCUGUUCUAGGGUGAUGAAUUGGCAUCUCCAUUUAGAAACUCGCAAUCAUGUUUAUCCUAAGGGUUGGGUGCUUCAGAAGAACCUUGAUGUUGUAGUCCCCCUGAAGUGAUGAACUACAACUGUGUGAUAUCGACAUACUGAGACAGUGCUUCAAUUGCAUCUAUUAUUUCUUGGCUCCCCCCAUAUUCUCUGCUGAUGAUUAUUACCAAGUCCACUGCACUGUUAGCCAUCAGCAACCUUGGUAUAUACAAGCACUGGAAGUCACCUAGCGCUAAGUGGACAGUGAGUGGUUUAUAUUGCAAAAAUUCAUCCACUUAAUAUUCUUUUGCAGGAAGCAGCACUUUAUAUCUUGUGAAAAGUCGGCACUGCAUCCAAAUGGACUGUCUCAGUUGAGUAUGUCAGAUCUGUAUGAAUAUCAUGUCAGUGAGCUGGCCUUGUAUCAUCAAGCAGGAGCCCCGUUGCAGCCCUGCCUUAGUAUCAGUGUUACAAAUUUUGUUCAACAAAAUUGCUUAAAAAGUGUAUAAAUUUUGUUUCAUGAAAUUGCUUGUGAUAUAAAUUUCAUUUCAUGAA
This is a messenger RNA of Telopea speciosissima, 1828 nucleotides long. RefSeq names its product probable beta-1,4-xylosyltransferase IRX9H. The record is from RefSeq and is a predicted model, not a curated record. The coding region runs from base 141 to 1367 and encodes 408 amino acids. Gene Ontology annotation, molecular function: galactosylgalactosylxylosylprotein 3-beta-glucuronosyltransferase activity; xylosyltransferase activity. Gene Ontology annotation, cellular component: Golgi membrane. NCBI's taxonomy places the organism in Eukaryota, Viridiplantae, Streptophyta, Magnoliopsida, Proteales, Proteaceae. The transcript has 4 exons. Gene Ontology annotation, biological process: glucuronoxylan biosynthetic process; plant-type secondary cell wall biogenesis.